Molecule: messenger RNA, 1467 nt
Organism: Rotaria socialis
Lineage: Eukaryota; Metazoa; Rotifera; Eurotatoria; Philodinida; Philodinidae
Source: the annotation of a GenBank genome assembly
AUGAUCAGCAAUGACAAUGAUGAAAUUCAAACAAUUGAACAAUCUUAUGAAGAUUUCAUACUCGAUUUAAAAUUAGAUCCAUCAAUAACUAUUUUAUCUAAAAAUUCUUUGUCUCUUUUGAAUGAAUAUGCUCAGUUGAAUGGGCAAAAACUAUCAUUUCAAGUAAUUUCUCAAUCUGGACAAAAUCAUCAGCCAAGUUUCGCAAUAGCGGUUCUUCUAGGUGAUAGACAAUUUUCAGCUGGAUUUGCGUCAACAAAGCGUGAAGCCUGUAUAGAAGCAGCUAAUAAAACGUUUUAUCAAUUAUCACUUGAUGCAAGACAAUCUCUAAGAUUCACCACAAACAGGGAUUGUACACUGUUUGAUCAUAUUGCAUCUAAAAUUCUAUCGACAUAUCGUGAUUUAUGUAUUAGUGUACCGCUAGAACUAAUUGGUUGUAAAGUUCUUGCUGGGUUUAUUAUAGAAAAAAUCGACGAACAAACAUUUACUGUUAUUAGUUUGGCAACAGGUAACAAAUGUGCUGGUGGCUCAGUAUUAUCAACAACAGGCUUAGUUGUUCAUGACAGUCACGCUGAACAAUUAGCUCGUCGAGGCUUUAUAAGAUAUCUAUAUGGACAAAUAGAGUCUUUUCAAAAAAAUAAGGAAUCAAUAUUUGAAAAAGCAGAUGACAACAGAUUAGUUUUGAAAUCUACAAUACAUAUUCACUUUUAUACAUCAUUCGCACCAUGUGGUGAUUCAGCAUUAUUCACUCCUCGAGAUAAAAUAACUGAAGCAACACUAAAAAAUGAACAUGAAUUACAUCGAACUGCACGUGUACAAGGUCAACUCCGUUCUAAAUUUGAAAACGGUGAAGGAACAAUUCCAACCGAUCCAAAAAGUACUAUUCUAUCUCUUGAUGCUAUUCGAAAUGGUCAACAUGUUCGACAUAUGUCAUGUUCAGAUAAAAUAGUUCGUUGGAAUAUUUUGGGUAUACAAGGUGCACUUCUGUCAAAUAGAAUUCAACCGAUUUAUCUAAAUUCGAUUACAAUUGGUUUUCCAUUUCACUAUGGUCAUUUGUGUCGAGCUUUAUGUUGUCGAUUACACGAUUAUUUUAAUUCAAAUCCACUAUUGAAACCUUAUCGUCUCAAUCAUCCUUUGAUUGGACAUACAAAAUUAAAAUGGAAAGAAGAAAUCAAUCGUAGUAAUAAUUCAUAUGAUAGUCUAAAUUGGAAUAUCAAAGAGAAAAGCAUUGAGCUGAUUGAACCAUCAUCGGGAAAACGCAAACCAAACCAACAACCAUCGCGUUUAUGUAAAUCUCAUAUAUUUCAAUUAUAUAAGAAUAUCUAUUCAACGGAUAAUAAAAGCUAUGAUCAAAUGAAAAAGGCAUCGAUUACAUAUCAACAAUGUAAAUAUCAAAUGUUUCAGGGCUUUGAACUUUAUUAUUCUACAGGAUGGAUCUCAAAAGAUCCAUGUUUGUCGAUGUUUUUGUAA